This is a messenger RNA of Solanum pennellii, 1382 nucleotides long. Its product is annotated as protein PELPK1-like. The record is from RefSeq and is a predicted model, not a curated record. NCBI's taxonomy places the organism in Eukaryota, Viridiplantae, Streptophyta, Magnoliopsida, Solanales, Solanaceae. The transcript has a single exon. Bases 28 to 1089 code for a protein of 353 amino acids.
UUUAAUCUUCUAAGAUUUUGCAGAAAAAUGGCUCAGUAUUACCACUUAUCCUCUCUUUUAUUACUUGCAUUACUCAAUUUAUUCUUCAUUUAUGGCAACAUAACUGAAGCGACUGCGCGCCACCUCCUAGAGACGCCCCUCCCUGAGAUUCCUAAACCAGAACUCCCCAAAUUCCCAGCCUUGCCAAAGCCUGAAAUCCCAACUAUGCCAAAGCCUGAGCUUCCAACCAUUCCAAAACCUGAGCUACCAACUUUCCCCAAGCCCCAGUUACCAACUUUGCCAAAGCCAAAGAUGCCUGAGAUACCCGCAAUGCCAAAACUAGAGUUUCCUCCCUUGAAAAAGUCAGAAAUUCCAGCAGUGCCAAAGACUGAGGUUCCUCCAGCUAUGAAAAAGCCUGAAGUUCCAACUUUACCAAAGCCUGAGCUACCGAAUAUGCCAAAGCCAGAAAUCCCAAAACUACCAAAGCCAAAGGUCCCAGAACUUCCAAAGCCAGAAGUACCAACUAUGUCAAAACCUGAAAUCCCAGAAUUACCAAAGCCAAAAGCCACAGAGCUUCCAAAGCUAAAAGUCCCAACAAUUCCAAAGCCUGAAGUACCAACUCUGCCAAAGUCAGAAAUCCCAGAACUACCAAAGCCAGAAAUCCCAGAACUUCCAAAGUCAAAAGUACCAACUAUGCCAAAGCCUGAAAUUCCAGAAUUACCCAAGCCAAAAGCCCCAGAACUUCCAAAGCUAAAAGUCCCAACAAUGCCUAAGCUUGAAGCACCAGCUAUGCCAAAGACUGAAAUCCCAGGACUACCAAAGCCGAAAGUCCCAGAGCUUCCAAAGCUAAAACUCCCAGAACUUCCAAAGCCAGAAGUACCAAAAAUGCCAACGCCUGAAAUCCCAGAACUACCAAAGCCAAAACUCCCUGAACUUCCAAAGCCAGAAGUACCAACUAUCCCAAAGACUGAAAUCCCCAAACUACCAAAGCCAAAAGUCCCAGAGCUUCCAAAGCUAAAAGUCCCAACUAUGCCAAAGCCUGAAAUUCCAGAACUACCUAAACCAACUCUUCCUUCACUUUCUCCACCAUACAAACCCGCUACUCCUUGAGUAAAUUAUAUGCUGCUUUUACUCUAUUUGAAAGUACCCAACUGAUGUUUUGAGAUUUCCAUCUCACUCUAUGAAGUUUGCCACAUGAGCUGCGACAUGGAGAUAGUAUUGGAUAUUUUCUGCUAGGAGCAGAAAUUUUAAUUCUUUUAUAGUAGUAUUUGAAUUGGAUGUACCGAGUUUGUUGUGUUAUUAUAGUAUUAUACUAUAUGAAUAUUUUAUGUAUUUCUAUACAUACCGUGUAAGAAAGCUUUGAUAUAUUUUACUUUGGUUUAGUUCCUGUCCAUUCUUUCCGU